Messenger RNA from Guillardia theta CCMP2712, 372 nucleotides. RefSeq lists its product as hypothetical. The record is from RefSeq and is a predicted model, not a curated record. Lineage: Eukaryota; Cryptophyceae; Pyrenomonadales; Geminigeraceae. The transcript is spliced from 4 exons. Bases 1 to 372 code for a protein of 123 amino acids.
AUGCAGCGGUUCUGCGCCUUGCUGCUGCUGGCCUUGGCCGUAGCUCCAGCCUCCUCCUUCCUCCUCUCCUCUUCCUCUCCCCAGCUUCGUGGAAGUGAUUCUCUUCCCGCUGCAUGUGGCAGAGCGAAAGCAGGAGUCUGUGCGCUGAGCAUGCAAGAGGACGGGCAGGGCAAGAGAACCACCGGCUUCAAGGGUCUCUUCGACGGCAUUGCAAGAGAGCUCACUGCUGACACCCGCGUGGUGGGAGAGGAUGGCCAGCCAAGGCUCAAAGCGACGCCAGCACAGAUUAUGGUGCUUUUGACCGCUCAGUUUGGCAUUCCCAUCGCUCUGGUACAGAUUUACAAGGCAGUCACCGCCGCCUCUGGAAACUGA